AUGCCGGUCUCCUCACAGUAUCCGCCGGUUGACAUCCCCAAUGUCGACCUUUGGACAUUUCUAUUCGAACGCAAGGAUAGGACCUUUCCAGAUGACAACAUCAUUUACCAGGAUGCUGAUACACAACGAUUUUACACCUACAAAACCUUGAAAGAUGCAGCACUUGCCUUUGGUCAAGGGCUGAAGGCCGUCUACGACUGGCGUAAAGGGGAUGUUUUGGCGUUAUUCACCCCGAACAGCAUUGACACCCCUGUGGUGAUGUGGGGAGCUCAUUGGGCUGGAGGCGUCGUAUCCCCGGCCAAUCCAGCCUACACAACCGAGGAGCUGGCUUUCCAGCUGAAGAACUCAGGGGCGAAAGCUGUAAUUACGCAGGUUCCCCAGCUAUCGGUAGUAAGAGAGGCCGCCAAGAAAGUCAACAUCCCCGAGGACCGCAUCAUCCUCAUCGGAGAUAAGCGCGACCCAGAAGCAAGGUUCAAACAUUUUACGUCCAUCAGAAACAUUUCGGGGGCAACCAGGUAUCGCAAAACCAAGAUCAAUCCGGAUAAGGACCUGUCAUUCUUGGUUUAUUCUUCGGGUACCACUGGUGUUCCUAAGGGUGUCAGGCUUUCCCAUAGGAAUAUCGUCGCCAACUCUCUUCAGCUGGCUGCUGGAGAGGCUGGCCAUCUGACUUGGAAUGGUGGCGCUGACGGCAAAGGAGACCGAGUACUGGCGUUUCUGCCAUUCUUCCAUAUUUACGGCUUGACCUGUCUUGUGCACCAGACAUUGUACCAAGGUUACAAACUUGUGGUGAUGGAGAGAUUCGAUAUUGAAAAAUGGUGUGCCCAUGUUCAGAACUACCGCAUCACGUUUUCCUACGUCGUGCCCCCGGUCGUUUUGUUAUUGAGCAAACACCCUGUAGUCGACAAGUAUGACCUUUCCAGUCUCCGCAUGAUGAACUCGGGUGCCGCCCCGCUCACGCACGAGCUUGUGGAGGCCGUGUAUGCACGGAUUAAAUGUGCCCUGGGAGGAAUGGCGCACAAGCAUCGGAUCGGUCGCAAAAUGUUGCCGAACAUGGAGGCCAAAUACAUGACCAUGCCUGAGGAUGGGUCGGAGCCUCGCGAGGUAUCAGCAGGAGAGGUAGGCGAGCUGUACAUGAAGGGCCCCAAUGUCUUCCAAGGGUACCACAACAACCCAGCUGCAACUGCCGAAUGUCUUACCGAUGGAUGGUUCCGCACCGGAGACGUCGGUUACCAAGAUAAGAACGGAAACUUCUACAUUACGGACCGUGUCAAGGAGCUCAUCAAGUACAAGGGCUUCCAGGUUGCUCCAGCAGAGCUGGAAGGUAUCCUUGUAGACCACGAGGCAAUCGACGAUGUCGCUGUUAUCGGUAUCGAAAGUGAGGCUCACGGCACUGAGGUUCCGCUCGCUUAUGUCGUGCGGAGUGCGAAGAGUAAAUCUUCAGGUGCCAGCGCAGAACAAGAGGCAGCCAACAUUAUCGAAUGGCUGGAUGGCAAGGUCGCGUACCACAAGCGACUGCGUGGCGGAGUACGCUUUGUGGACGCAAUCCCUAAGAGCGUGAGCGGAAAGAUUUUGCGGAGGGUUCUCAAGAAACAAGCCAAGGAGGAGGCAGCGGCACCUAAAGCCAAGCUGUAA
Molecule: messenger RNA, 1632 nt
Organism: Aspergillus nomiae NRRL 13137
Lineage: Eukaryota; Fungi; Ascomycota; Eurotiomycetes; Eurotiales; Aspergillaceae
Product: acyl--CoA ligase
Exons: 4
Coding region: 1-1632 (543 amino acids)
Biological process (GO): secondary metabolic process
Molecular function (GO): CoA-ligase activity
Source: RefSeq, a predicted model, not a curated record